GCCCUUGUUCCGAACAAAUCCCCCAGCAGAAUUGCCAGUAAGUUCAUCUAGACAAGUAAGGCAUCGGAAGGCCUAUCAAUUAAAAUGGGUGAUAUAGGCCGUUAUGUGCCGCCGAAAAAUUUUUCUCGCCCAAACGCAACCUCGAAAGGAAGUACAGGGAAAGAGGGUAAGCCAGCGGAAAACAAUCAUCUAUCCUCCAGUUUCCCCUCCAAGCGCAUCCAUAGGGUUGUCGACACGCAGAGUGAAUUUGAAGGAAUAUUUCUAGUAGGUUUCACUGAAGAAGAAAAGAAAAAAGAAGAGGAAAGAAAAAUCUUCGGCCGGUGGUUUUAUGUGCCUGGGCGUUGGUGGAGCGGCUGGGUAGCUUCGGAAAAACGUGGCUGCGGUUCGCGAGCAUCGACCCAUAUUAUUUUUUUUCUUAGCCGUUUUGCUAAGAGUCAGCCUUGUGUGACUCACCAACUGCAGAGCUCGAAUUACGAAUUACAGGGCUUUGCAUCGUGGUAGUGCAUAUUCGUGGGUUGAUGUUGUUCAAUUUUACGACGGCUCACAAGUGGCUAUGGCUGUCAUAUCAAGCGAGAUCCAGCUUGUGAUGCUUGGCCUGCAAGCCAGCCAAUCAUCUAUCGUCUGUUUUACGUCUUCUGCAUGUUUUAGUACCUUAGAUAGCCCAGGUACCUUGGUGAUACAACUCAAUGACGUGGCUGGAUCAAUAUAUGGUGCUACCUAGAACUGGAUAAGCCGCUUCAAUCUUUUGGCUCGUGUCAUUUGUUUUACCGAAAA
This is a messenger RNA of Trichoderma asperellum CBS 433.97, 774 nucleotides long. The record is from RefSeq and is a predicted model, not a curated record. Lineage: Eukaryota; Fungi; Ascomycota; Sordariomycetes; Hypocreales; Hypocreaceae.